Molecule: messenger RNA, 2102 nt
Organism: Serinus canaria (Common canary)
Lineage: Eukaryota; Metazoa; Chordata; Aves; Passeriformes; Fringillidae
Gene: WDR31
Product: WD repeat domain 31
Exons: 11
Coding region: 224-1252 (342 amino acids)
Molecular function (GO): protein binding
Source: RefSeq, a predicted model, not a curated record
CGGCCCCGCCAGGAGCCGGCAGCGGGCGGUGGCACGGGCGGGACGGCGCCGGGGCCGCUGAGGUGAGGAAGAGGCAGGAAAACAGUGAGACAGGACAAAGCUCCCACCUUCACUGCAGCCUCACCUGGCCUCGGGCAGCUCCCUGUGAGCAGAUGUGCAGGUCAUGUCCCCAUAGCAGGUGCCCGAGGUGCUGAUGUGACACCCACCACUGGUUGCCAGGACCAUGGGGAAACUGCAGAGUAAAAUCAGCUUCCACACCACCAAAUACAGGGCCGACAGCUCCGUGGGACAGACGGGACCCGCUGGCGCCUCCCGGCAGCACAGCGCUCACACCGACGCUGUCACCUCAGUGGCUGCCCUCAAACCAGACCUGUGUGUGUCAGGAGGAAGGGAUAAGAGUGUGGCUGUGUCCAGCUGGAGGUCCGGGGCUGCCCUGCGCCACUUCACCGGCCACAAGCAUGAGGUCACCAAGGUCACCUCAGCCCUUGACUCCAACAGAGUCUUCAGCGCAUCCCGGGACAAGACGGUGAUGAUGUGGGAGCUUCACGGGGCUUCGGGGCCAAGCCAGCACUUCCCAGGACAUGACCUGGUUGUUACUGGACUGGCUGUGAGCCCAGAUGCCUCCCAGCUGUGCACGGGCUCCCGGGACAACACCGUGUGCAAGUGGGACACUGAGACCGGGGAGUGUCUGGGCAGAGCUGCAAUCUCCAGGAACCUGGUCACACACCUGUGCUGGGUUCCUGGGGAGCCUUAUGUCAUCCAGACCUCAGAGGAUAAAACCACCAGGGUGUGGGACAGCCGGGAGCUGCAGGUGGCCCACACGUUCCCAGCCAAGCAGCACAUCCAGACAUGCUGUGACGUGAGCCAGGACGGGCGGUACUGCCUCAGCAGCAGCAGCGGCUCCGCUGGCCACGGCGCCGAGGCCACCCUCUGGGACCUGAGGCAGACCAGGGGCCGAGUGUGUGAGUACAAAGGGCACUUUCAGACCACCACCUCCUGUGUCUUCCUGCCCUGGGGCCCCACACUCGCCCCCAGCAUUGCCACAUCAUCCAGCGACAGCACAGUGAAGGUCUGGGACCAAGGCACUGCAGCCUGCCUGGCCACGCUGUGCCUCGAGGGCUCGGGCCCGCUGGCCUCGCUGGCCGCCUGCGACAGCUCCACCCUGCUCUGUGCCAGCUCCAACUCCGGCAUCCACGUGCUCCGUGUGAGGGGCGGAGCAGAGCUGGCCCUGGAGGAGGUGGCAGCAUUCUGAGCACUGGAACCCCCUGUCAGACACUGUUCCUGGAGGAGGUGGCAGCUGGCAGCGUUCUGAGCACUGGACACCCCCCCUCUCCACUGUCACAGAUUGUCCCAGGAGGGGAUGUGACCCCCAAGAGCUGCCCUGACAUUGGGCAGCAGGACUCUGCGCCUGUGGGGUACAGCAGCAGGGCUGGGGGAGUUGCUGGUUGGUUUGUGGGUGACAGGGAAGCAUCAAAGCUAUCCAGGAGAAAAGCCAAACCCUGGGAGCCUUCAGGCCAAGCUCCUGCUCCUCACUGAACCUCCUGCAUUUUCCUUAUAAAGCCUCCCUGCAGCCAGAGGCACAGGCUGGGCAGAAGGAGAUGAGACACCAGGACCAAGGGACAGAUACUCGAGCACCAGGCUGAGCACACACAGCUGGACCUGGGCUUGGACCUCAGGAGACUGCAAUGAAAUAAUUCUUCUGUGUUAGUUGCUGGCCUCUCAUUCCAUCAUAUUUUCCCUGGAAGGAACUGUGCUCAUGUUCCCAAGGAACAGACAGCUGCUCUCCAGCUGACAGCAGUGAGGUGAAUCUGUCUUGUCUUUACUCCUGAAGGUUUUCAUCCAAUCACAGAACCCCCUGAGGUGGAGGGACCCACCAGGCUCCCCCAGCCCAGCCCCUGGCCCUGCCCAGACCCCCCACCAACCCCACCCUGGGCAUCCCUGGCAGCGCUGUCCAAAGGCUCCUGGAGCUCUGGCAGCCUCGGGGCCGUGCCCAUUCCCUGGGGAGCCUGGGCAGUGCCAGCACCCUCUGGGGGAAGAACCUUGCCCUGAGCUCCAGCCUGAGCUGCCCUGGCCCAGCUGCAGCCGUUCCUGGCUCCUGUCCC